GCAAUGGGCCUUGAACCUUUCGGUCGCCGCCGCCAGCUGCUGCUGCUGCGUAGCCUGGCACGCAUGGCACCAGAGACGGGUCGGCAUCCGAAACUUAGUGAGGAGCUGCUCGCAGGGGGCCGAGCAGAGGAUGCUGCCAAGGAGAAGAAAGCAAACGGCCCUAGUUUGCAGCCACUUGGAUCCAUGCCCCCGAGAACUGUUGCUCUCUGCCAUGUGGCCUUGCUACUGCAUGGGAAACCGACAAGCGGAUUCACGAAAGUGGAAUUCGAGGUUGUCGGUCCACAAAAUGAGAGGCAGGAAUCGGUGGCGGCGGCUUUCCUUCACGCUUGGAAUGCCUACAAGGUCCAUUGCUGGGGCCAAGACGAGCUUCGACCGAUCACGCAGAGCUGCAGCAAGGACUUCGGAGGUCUGGGCGUGCAGAUCAUCGAUGCGUUGGACUCACUGUGGCUUUUGGGACUUCAGGAGGACUAUUACGAAGCCGAGAGGUGGGUCCUUCGGAAUUUCACGUCGGACCUUGAUGUGACAGUUAGCGUGUUCGAGACGGUCAUCAGCGUGCUGGGCGGGCUUCUCUCUGCUUACGGGCUAAGUGGGCAACUGCAGCUUCUGGCUCACGCGGCACAGCUGGGGCAGCGACUUUUGCGUGCAUGGCGCGAGGGCCCGGUGCCCCACGAGCUGGUCAACCUGAAGACUGGCCAGACCGGCUUCAAAGAGCCAGAGUUGGGAUCCACCUUGGCAGAAGUGGGGACUAUCCAGGGUGAGUUCACAUUGCUCAGUGCAUGGACAGGUGACCCUACUUUCCGCACCAGAGGCAACCACGUGAUGGAUCUGCUGGGAACCCUGCUGGUUAACCACGGUGGGCUCCUACCCAUCAUGAUACACCCACAGCCACCCAUGCACUGGACGAACGCAAGAGUCACCCUCGGUGGUCGCGGUGACUCGUUCUAUGAGUACUUGCUUAAGCAGUGGCUCAUCACGAAUCGCACAGAGGAGAAGUACAGAUCCUGGUAUCAACUGUGCGUCGACGGCAUUCGCCGAGCUUUCGUCGGCCAGUCACGCCCCUCCAACUUCAGCUUCAUUCGUGAAGUCAGCGCUUGGGAUUCAAUCUCCCAACUUGUUCCUCUAUCAGAUCGAUGGCAGUGGGAUCCGGAGACGACUGGGGAAGAGUUGUCUGGUCUGGCCUUCUUCUUCCAGUUCCAGGAUGCGACGGCAGGGCUACAGGACGAGGAGAAGUCACAGGCCUCUGCAAGCUCGCCUGCACCGACGGCUGACAUGGAAGGAGUGAGGCAUCAGCAAGAAAACGGAUCUGUGCAGGAGCCACCCCUGCAGAAUCGUUCGCAGCCUUCAUGGGCAUACAUCAUCAUCCCGUCCAUGUCACCGGACACUGCAUGUGCUUUGAUGGAGCUCCUGCGGUCGCAUCGUUGGGACGUCGCCAGCAAAAUGAUGGCAGUCGUAUUGCCGCCCCCACACAAGCAGCUCUCGGCAAGCAGCCAAUACAGGAUUGAUGCAAUGCUCAGUGGUCAGCUCCAAGACCUUUGCCACAGCCGACAGGAGUUCAAGAUGGACCAUCUCUCCUGUUUCUUCCCUGGGGUGCUGGCACUGGGAGUCCUUACCGGAGCAGCAGCACAGCCAGCGGAGGAGUUGCUCUUGGCACAAGACUUAACCGAGAGCUGCACCAGGAUGUGGUUAGACUCGCCUCGAGGCUUAGCUCCCGAGAGCGUCCUUUGGAAUCGAGCGCCUCAGCGCUCCCUCGACUUUCGGGCCACACCGAAAGAUGCCCACUGCAGCUUGAGACCAGAGGUUGUCGAGUCCCUGUGGUACCUGUAUCUUGCAACCGGGGACCCCAAAUAUCAGGAUUGGGGCUGGUCCAUUUUCCAGGCAAUUGAAGCCUUCGCUCGGGUGGAUUCCGGUGGUUACAGCAGCAUCCAGGAUGUCACAGUUCAAACUGAGCUGGACCGUCGUGACGAGAUGCAGACUUUCCUGCUGAGUGAGACGUUCAAGUAUCUCUUUUUGCUCUUUGGAGACAAGCAGAUUCUGGACCUUAACAAGACCGUGCUCAACACAGAGGGCCAUCCGCUACCUGUCCUUGGUGAGUGGCAUCGAGAUGCAGAAAAUUCGGAGCAAUUUGAGAACAGCAUUCUCCUUCGGAUGCAUGUCGCAAGAGCUCACGGUCGGUGCCGGCUGCGUGGUUGGCGGGGUCAGGCCAUCAGCACCUCGCCAUUAUUCCGUGCUUCGGAGCAAUUGCAACGACAGAGGCGACGGCACCUGCACGAGGUGUUCUCGGAUUCCCACAAAGAAAGCCACCUCGGCAAACUGGAUGACCUGGGGCGGGACAGGUAUGCAAAUGCGAGCUUGGAGAAGGCUGGGGCGCCAGGAGUGAUCAAAGGCUUGUCCUGGUGCAAAUCCUUGCUGUUGCAGCGGGAGGAUUUGGAUCAAGACGAUGAAGUUCGCUUACUGGAUAUUGGCAGCUGCAACAAUGCACUGGAGUCGGAGCUAACUGCCAUAGAACGACAUCAGCUGCGGAUCACAGCGGUGGACGUGCUGCCCCGGCACAAGCGUGCUCUCCGAGAAGGACGGCAGCUUCUGGGGCUCCCGGCAGAAAGCUUUGACGCCUGCCUCCUCUCGAUGGUCUUGCAUCACUGGCCACAAGAAGUCCAACAAAAGGCCUUGGAUACCGUCCAUCGGCUGCUUGUCCGUGAGGGCCAGCUGUUAGUGGUUGAGAAUCGAGCCUGGGAUUCUACAGUUUGCUUGUCCCAUGCCGGCUUUGCCCUGGAGCAGCAACGGCGAUUUUCCGGAUGCUCGCUUCGGGGUUUAGCGUUUCGCGCAUCUGAGCCGGCUGAACGGGCUGGCUUUGUGGCACGGACAGACCCGACCAUGGUCAAGUCCAAGACAAGCAGGCAUGCGCUGAAGUGCGACAAGGACUUCGAGCCUUCGCCGUGCCUUCCGACUCCUUUGCGCUCAUUGCUGAAGUCAACAUCUGCCAAAGGCCUGCAGGACGUCACGUCUCCAGCCGUGAAGUUGAAGCAGCCAAUCGCUUACGAACUCCAGGACUCUCCGUCCGGCACAGAGCUCACGCUUCCAGCAUCAGAGGCUGUGGCGCCGACACGCGCGAAGGCCGUGCUUCGUGCGGAUGGGGCGUUGCUCAGUGUUACUCAUGACAGCGCAUGCGAGCCAUGUUUCGGCGCGAUGCCGGCGGGAAAGAUCGGGAGGCCAACGCCUAAAGCUCUCGAGGUGCGAGUUGUAGAGAAGUUCAAGAAACACAAUGCUCGCUACAUGGACGGUUGGAAGGAGUCUCUGCCCCACCUGAGCAAGCCUGCGACGUCUGUACCGCCAGCGGGCCGGGGUGGCGUUAGCUGGAUUGGCCAAAAUCCGGACCCUUGCAGAGCAAAAUAUCUUCUGAAGCAAGGGGUGGUCCCCUUGCCACCUGCUGCGGAGCAAAAGCCUUCGCCCUCUCAGGCAGCUUCGGAUGCAGAACCAGCAAGUAGCAGAUCGGAGCUCACCCACAGCCAGUCCGCCCCAGUGCUGCAGAAACGCGGGCACCGACAGCUGGAGAUGAUGUCCUGCAAUGAGCACUACAUUGAGCAAAGGCUGAAGCUCGAAGACGAGCAGCAGCUCAGGAGCGGACCUGACAUGAAGGAGCUGAUCUAUCACGGUGUGUCUCACGACCACCAGGGCCGGAGAGCGUAUCUACAAGCCCGCAGGAGGCUCUGGCCCCAAGAUCGCCUGCCGGCGCCUGUGACCUCAGCAGCAGAGGUGGGCUGGCGCAGCUAUGCCGGUCCAGACAAGAUCGUGGGCAAACAGUUA
This is a messenger RNA of Symbiodinium necroappetens, 3801 nucleotides long. The record is from the annotation of a GenBank genome assembly. NCBI's taxonomy places the organism in Eukaryota, Dinophyceae, Suessiales, Symbiodiniaceae.